This is a messenger RNA of Manis pentadactyla (Chinese pangolin), 1220 nucleotides long. It is a transcript of the gene RAB13, whose product is annotated as RAB13, member RAS oncogene family. The record is from RefSeq and is a predicted model, not a curated record. Gene Ontology annotation, biological process: regulation of exocytosis; protein localization to plasma membrane; Golgi vesicle fusion to target membrane. NCBI's taxonomy places the organism in Eukaryota, Metazoa, Chordata, Mammalia, Pholidota, Manidae. The transcript has 8 exons. The coding region runs from base 132 to 743 and encodes 203 amino acids. Gene Ontology annotation, molecular function: GTP binding; GTPase activity. Gene Ontology annotation, cellular component: synaptic vesicle; endosome; trans-Golgi network transport vesicle.
CGGAGCCUGGGCGGAGAGGGAGGAAAACUUCCUGGCCUGGGCUCGGGACCGCUGUGUCUGCCAACCCUGCAAUCCCGCCUGCCAGUGCCCGGCGCUUCCCCACCCCUCCCCCGGCUCCCCCAGUGUCCGCCAUGGCCAAAGCCUACGACCACCUCUUCAAGUUGCUGCUGAUCGGGGACUCAGGGGUGGGCAAGACUUGUCUGAUCAUUCGCUUUGCAGAGGACAACUUCAACAACACUUACAUCUCCACCAUCGGAAUUGACUUCAAGAUCCGCACUGUGGAUAUAGACGGGAAGAAAAUCAAACUGCAGGUCUGGGACACGGCUGGCCAGGAGCGAUUCAAAACAAUAACUACUGCCUAUUACCGUGGAGCCAUGGGCAUUAUCCUAGUAUACGACAUCACUGAUGAGAAAUCCUUCGAGAAUAUUCAGAAUUGGAUGAAAAGCAUCAAAGAGAAUGCUUCGGCUGGGGUGGAGCGCCUCCUGCUGGGGAACAAGUGUGACAUGGAGGCCAAGAGGAAGGUGCAGAAGGAGCAGGCAGACAAGUUGGCUCGGGAGCAUGGAAUCCGAUUUUUCGAGACAAGUGCCAAAUCCAGUAUGAAUGUGGAUGAGGCUUUUAGUUCCCUGGCCCGCGACAUCUUGCUCAAGUCAGGAGGCCGGAGAUCGGGAAACAGCAACAAGCCCCCCAGCACUGACCUGAAAACCUGUGACAAGAAGAACACCAGCAAGUGCUCCCUGGGCUGAGACCCCAUUCUGCCUCCCCACCCCUAGGCUGGCCUGAGCCUGAGGGAGGCAGGGCUGAGGGCCUGGGUGGGGGAGAAACAGCAGGUGGGGCUUGGAGGGAUGGAGAUGGGUAGGUGGUGGAAGAAGAGAAAGUGGAGAAGGAAAAAAAAGGAAGAAAAGAGAAGGAGAGGGGGAAAGAAGGAAAGGAGGGUGAAUAGAAAGGGAAGACAGGCAGGGAGAAGAGAAGGAACUGAGUUGGUGAGAGAAGGUGAGAAGUAGGGAGCGAGGGAGAAGGAAAGCAAGAACAGCCCUUGGCCCCAGACCUCCCCUGGGUUUCCAGAGCAAACGUAAAUGUAAAUAAAUAAUUGAUUUAUUCUGUUACGGGAUCAGCUUUUAGGGUCCUGUGAGAGGCUGGCUCAGCACCACCUUCAGAAAGUUUGGUCCUGUCCUGUCACUCUGCAGGUCUUUCUUGGUAUUAAAAGCCACCAUUUGCACAAA